AUGGGAGAUUCCGUCAAUAUUCAAAACUUGCUUCAAGCGGGGUACUUUAAAACUUCGCGAAGCAAAUCCCCCAGCCACGGCCAGUUGGACCGCGACGAAGACCCUCGCCGCGUACAACGGCCACGCGACGACUACGACUAUGAGUCUCGAUACAACCGGCCGUCACAAAGCCCCUCGCCCAUUCGUCUACCACCACCGCCAUCGCAUGCCCGUACCGCGUCUCAAGGCAGAUCUGCGCCUCCUCGCCCGACCGUUGAUGACGAGGAUAGCAUUCUUGAAAGAGAACAUGGCUACAUAAAGACUAUUAUUCCGGAAGAGGAGCCCUCUUCCAGGGGCAGUGUCGAUCAGGGCCAUAUCAUUGAGGAGGUUCACGAGUUCAAUCCCGAAAGACGAUUCGUUAUUCUCGACGAUGAACCCGCCACUUGUACAAACGGUGACAAGACAGACUCUACACGAGAUAAAUCUGAGCUCAGUCCUGAAUCGGCUGAAAGCUCGAAACCAGCAGAUGGCUCGCGCAGUUCAAAUAGCAAUUAUCCGGGCACCCGAGGUGCUGGCUUAUCGCCACCGCCACCGCCGCCGCCGCCAGACCGAAGGCGGAGCCGACAGGAUUUGCCCGUGCUGGACACAGAGUUCAGUGAGCGCCGAUAUACAGAACAUCACCGGAGCCGGUCCGCUGUGAAUGGUCCACGGCCGGACUAUUUCAAUUCUUCGCGAUCGUCUCGACCCUAUGGGGACCAGCUUUUAUCUCCAGAUAUCUCGAAACGAAGUUUCCGCAGUAGGGAAGAUGGCAACUACGGCCGAGAUAGACCUCGUGAGAAACAAUACUCCAGAAUUACACCGGAAAAUUCCACCAGACGGUCAGAUACUGCCUCAGAGUAUCGAGCACCAAAGCGAACCAGUUCAACCGACAGAGGCAGCGAUCGCCGAAAUCGAGAACACUAUUCGACUUCUUCUCGAGAGGAUACAAGUUCCAGAGCAGCUCCACCCUCCUCGAGAGAAUACAACACAAGGUCAUCAGCGCGCUCCUCCCGCGAACCUAGCCGCUCCAAAGAUGAGUAUCCAAAGGCCUCUCAACCUUCAGCUGCGUCGCGAAGGCCCCUCAUUGUGCAGGAAGAGAGCCCAUUGAAUGGCUCCAGGGUACCAGACCCCGAGCGAAGUACUAUCCCAAAUCCCUCAGCGAGGUCAAGCACCACACCGCGGGACAACGCGCCGCCGCGGACAAGCACGAUGCCCGUUUUUCCCGCGGAGAAGCCGCCAGUGCUUCGACCUGCGGCCACAAUCAACUUGGCCCAAGAAUCUCGGGAUUUGGUGCAAUCUCCUCUGCCAUACCCUGAAGAAGACAUGUUCGAUGUUGAUCCUCUUUAUGUGCCACGCGAUGCAAAUCGCGCCACCAAUGGUCCCGCUCCAACUUUGUGCAUGCCAACGCUACCGCCCGAGCCCUUGGAUGUAUCUUCUGCAAAACAGAAGCGUAUGGAAACAUCUCUGCCCGAGUCUUCGGCACCCGAGACCAAAGAGUGGAAACCGCCCAGCUUUGUCCCGGAAAGGGAUGGCUUGAAGUCGGAGCGGCCCGUCGGAACGUAUCGAAGGUACUCGGAGAAUAAGAACGAAUCAGCGUCAGAUCGUCUUCCUACCUGUCCUCGAACGGAGCCAGUAGUUGGCAAGGUCGACUGGCUCACGCUGCCGAGGACUGAUUUCAACAUUUGUCCCGACUGCUAUGGUCAAGUGUUUUCCAAUACGGACUAUCGAACUCAUUUUCAGCCUGUCUUGCGGCCGACUAUGGAUGCAAUCGCUUGUGAUUUUGGAUCAUCGCCAUGGUAUAGAAUUGCAUGGCUUCUCAUCCUGAAACACAAGGAUACGGAUUUACACAUCUUUCACGACAUUGCCGCCAUCUCGGCGGCGUCGCGCGGCUGUCCUGGAGAUCGCAAGACGACGAGAGACUGGUACACAGUCAGAGACCCCUACACAAAGCGUCCAGUCCCAGAAUUUACCGUUUGUUACCAGUGCGCCAGAACGGUUGAAGCUCUCUUGCCUAGUCUGCGGGGCGUUUUUGUACCUCUGGAAUCCAAGUCAAGCCCUGUCCGCAGUAAUUGUGCACUGCACUUUGCACCGGAUCGGACAGACUUUAUCUUGUACUUUGACUCGUUUGAGACGACGGCCGAUAAGGCAGAGGAGUCGAAAAGGGGUCCUGAUUUAGGCUAUCUGGCGCAGAAGCUGGAACGCCUCUCUGUCCACAACGCCUGCCGAGAGGACAAGCCCGUCACGGACGGAUACUGGCACUUUAUGCAAUUCUUGCCGCAGUUUACCGUCUGUGCAGACUGCUUCGAUUACGUUGUGCGACCACGGCUACCAGACGAAAACGUCGUCGCGCGCAACUUUUAUAUCAAGCCGCGAAAGAUUCCUUUGGCGACCUGCCAGUUGUACUCGCCGCGCAUGCGCGAUGUCUUUAAGCGAGCUUGUCGUCGAGACGAUCCCAAGUAUCUGGAAAGCAAGGUCAGGGAGAGGUUGGAAAUCGAGUCGAGUAUCAAGAGCAAGCUUGCAAAGCUGGACAGAGACGGGCAGAGGGAUGCACGGACGGAGAAGCAGAUUGAUGCCUUGGUUGAGGAGUGGAAAGCGUGGGAAUAG
This is a messenger RNA of Beauveria bassiana ARSEF 2860, 2622 nucleotides long. RefSeq names its product nuclear matrix protein. Bases 1 to 2622 code for a protein of 873 amino acids. The record is from RefSeq and is a predicted model, not a curated record. Lineage: Eukaryota; Fungi; Ascomycota; Sordariomycetes; Hypocreales; Cordycipitaceae. Gene Ontology annotation, biological process: regulation of mRNA splicing, via spliceosome. Gene Ontology annotation, molecular function: RNA binding. The transcript has a single exon. Gene Ontology annotation, cellular component: spliceosomal complex.